Drosophila rhopaloa is the source of this 708-nucleotide messenger RNA. Its product is annotated as phenoloxidase-activating factor 2-like. Gene Ontology annotation, biological process: proteolysis. The record is from RefSeq and is a predicted model, not a curated record. Gene Ontology annotation, molecular function: serine-type endopeptidase activity. The coding region runs from base 1 to 708 and encodes 235 amino acids. Lineage: Eukaryota; Metazoa; Arthropoda; Insecta; Diptera; Drosophilidae. The transcript has a single exon.
AUGGAAGACGUGGAUGACAUCGCCGAGGAAUACAUGUUCCCAUGGAUGAUGGCCUUGCUCGAAACAAGUGGAAAUUACGUGGGUGGCGGCACCCUUCUCUCUGCUGAAUUGGUCAUCACAGCCCAACACUUAACCGACAACCGAACCAAAGACCAGCUUAUUGUGCGGGCUGGCGAAUGGGACUUUAGAACAGACUCCGAGCAAUUUCGACAUGUUGACGCUAGUAUCUUGUUGAUCGUUCGCCAUCCUGAGUUCAACAAAAACAACGGUGCCAAUAAUGUUGCUCUCUUGUUCCUAAGGACUCCGCUGACAUUAACCAACCACAUUAAGCCAAUCUGCCUGCUCGCGAAGGUUACGCGCCUUGAUUACAAGCGCUGCAAUCUUAGUGGCUGGGGUAAGAAGACCUCUAACGACAAAGAAAACAUGAAAGUCUUGAAGAGGGUGGAUUUACCUGUAGUCCAAAACAAUAUGUGCGAAUCAAUAUAUCGUAAAUACUACGGAAACGAAUUCAAUCUCGACAACUCUGGUGCGCAGGCGUGGAGCUUGGUAAGGACUCUUGCAGAGGACUUUUGCGGACUUCAGGACUUCCCGGGCGUUUAUACCAAUGUGGCCCGAUUUCAAAGUUGGAUUAACGAAAAAAUUAUGGAGUUCGAACCUGAACCCGAAUCAAAGCCCCUACUAUUACAAAAGCACUCCCAUACCACCUAG